Messenger RNA from Exophiala dermatitidis NIH/UT8656, 576 nucleotides. RefSeq names its product fumarate reductase flavoprotein subunit. NCBI's taxonomy places the organism in Eukaryota, Fungi, Ascomycota, Eurotiomycetes, Chaetothyriales, Herpotrichiellaceae. The transcript is spliced from 7 exons. The coding region runs from base 1 to 576 and encodes 191 amino acids. The record is from RefSeq and is a predicted model, not a curated record.
AUGGACAGGUUUCGACCGGGGUGGGUAUAUGAUACCACAGACAAGGAACCCGAGCAAAGCGACACCAUCGAGGGUCUUGCCGAAAAGCUUGGUCUUGACCCGAAGGAGCUGAAGAAGACAGUCGAUGAAUACAAUGCAGCCAUUAAUGACAAGGAGUUCGAUCUCAUGAAGCUCGAUGGAAAGAGGACAAACGGCCUCUCCCCAGACAAGACGAACUGGGCUCAUCCUAUUGUCGAACCGCCAUUUUACGGGUACCCGAUGAAAGCGCAACUGACCUUCACUUACGGCGGUCUCAAAUGCGACCUUGAUUCUCGCGUGCUGUCCACGACUGGAGUCCCCAUACCUGGGCUGUAUGCUGCCGGAGAGUUGAGCGGACUGUUUUACAAUGAAAUCCACCCGCCACCAGCGUGCUUCGGUCUCUCACAUUCGGACGCAUUGCGGGUAGGGAUGCGGCACAAGCUCUUUGAGGCACAAGCAAGUGAACCAGUGGGCAGGCGCAAGGAGGACUGCCAUGCCACCAAGAUUCGCAUCAUCAAAGAGUUGGGGAAGGCGGUGCACCAUUCGGGGGAGGGUUGA